Molecule: messenger RNA, 354 nt
Organism: Suncus etruscus (white-toothed pygmy shrew)
Lineage: Eukaryota; Metazoa; Chordata; Mammalia; Eulipotyphla; Soricidae
Product: alpha-synuclein-like
Exons: 2
Coding region: 1-354 (117 amino acids)
Biological process (GO): chemical synaptic transmission; regulation of dopamine secretion; synaptic vesicle endocytosis
Cellular component (GO): neuronal cell body; axon terminus; cytoplasm
Molecular function (GO): cuprous ion binding
Source: RefSeq, a predicted model, not a curated record
AUGAAUAUGUUCACGAAAGGACUUUCCAAGGCCAAGGAGGGAGCCGUAGCUGCUGCUGACAAAAAAAAACAAGAUGUGGCAGCAAGAAAGAUAAAAGAUGUUCUCUAUGUUGGUUCCAAAACCAAGGAAGGAGUAACCAAAGUGACUGAGAAGACUAAAGAGCAAGUGACAAAUGUUGGCAAGGCAGUGUUGAUAGGAGUGACAGCAGUGGCCCAGCAGACAGUGGAGGGAACAGGAAGCAUUGCAGCAGUCACCAGUUUUGGCAAAAAGGAUAUAUUGGGCAAGGAUGAAGAAGGAGCUUCACAGGGAGGAAUCCUGGAAGAUAUGCCCAUGGAUCUUGAGAAUGAGACAUAA